Lachancea lanzarotensis is the source of this 1395-nucleotide messenger RNA. It is a transcript of the gene ERG13, whose product is annotated as LALA0S01e01156g1_1. The record is from RefSeq and is a predicted model, not a curated record. Bases 1 to 1395 code for a protein of 464 amino acids. The transcript has a single exon. Gene Ontology annotation, molecular function: hydroxymethylglutaryl-CoA synthase activity. Gene Ontology annotation, biological process: acetyl-CoA metabolic process; ergosterol biosynthetic process. Lineage: Eukaryota; Fungi; Ascomycota; Saccharomycetes; Saccharomycetales; Saccharomycetaceae.
AUGACAGAGCAGAACCAGCUAAAGAAGCAAAAGACCACGGAGCAGCCACCAAGGCCUCAAAAUAUCGGUAUCAAGGGUAUCGAGCUGUACAUUCCCUCGAAAUGUGUAAACCAAGACGACCUGGAGAAGUUUGACGGUGUCUCCCAGGGUAAAUACACGAUUGGACUGGGCCAGACCAACAUGUCGUUCGUAAACGACAGAGAAGAUAUUUACUCCAUGAGCUUGACAGUGCUGUCAAAACUGUUGAAAAACUACAACGUGGACACCAAUUCCAUCGGCAGACUUGAAGUCGGUACCGAGACUUUGCUCGACAAGUCCAAAUCCGUCAAGUCCGUGCUGAUGCAGCUUUUCGGCGAAAAUACCGACUUGGAAGGUAUCGACACGGUCAAUGCAUGCUACGGUGGUACCAACGCGCUUUUCAACAGUUUGUCGUGGAUCGAAUCAUCCGCUUGGGACGGCCGUGACGCGAUUGUUGUGUGCGGUGACAUCGCCAUCUACGACAAAGGUGCCGCUAGACCAACUGGUGGAGCCGGUACCGUGGCCCUACUGAUUGGGCCAGACGCUCCAAUUGUGUUCGAUUCUGCUAGAGGCACUCACAUGGAGCACGCUUACGAUUUUUACAAGCCAGACUUCACCAGCGAAUACCCUUACGUUGACGGCCAUUUCUCUCUGAGAUGUUACGUCAGUGCACUUGACAAAAGUUACAAGUUUUACUCGCAAAAAGCUAUUGCCAGGGGUCUCGUCGAGCAACCUGCGGGGCAAGAAGCCGUGGGUGCCGCAAGCUUCUUCGACUACAACGUUUUCCACGUUCCUACGUGCAAAUUGGUUGCCAAAUCAUACGCCAGAUUGCUCUACAAUGACUUCAGAGCCAACCCUUCGCUCUACCCGGAGGUGGAUGCUUCUCUCGCUACUCUAGAUUACACUGCAAGUUUGACCGACAAAAAUGUUGAAAAAACGUUUGUGGGCCUCGCUAAGGCUCUGCAAAAGGAAAAGGUUGCGCCUUCCUUGAUCGUACCUACCAACACCGGAAACAUGUACACCGGCUCCGUGUACGCGGCCCUCGGAUCGUUGCUUUUCUACGUUGGCUCUGACGCUUUGCAAAACAAACGUAUUGGUCUCUAUUCGUACGGUUCUGGUCUAGCUUCCUCGAUCUUCUCGUGCCGUGUCGUUGGUGACAUCAAAUACAUCACCGAUGUCCUGAAUCUCGACAAGAAAUUGAAUUCAAGAAUCACCGAGACUCCAGAGGGCUACGAGGAGGCCAUUCACCUAAGAGAGGGAGCUCAUCUACAAAAGGAUUUCGAACCCAAGGGCUCUAUCGAUCAUUUGCAAUCUGGCGUCUACUAUUUGACCAAAGUCGACGACAGAUUCAGAAGAGAAUAUGCCGUGACCCCAUAG